UAGUCCUGCUGGCCACUCUAUUCCUGGUACGGGCCAGGAUGCUAUAAAGCCCUGUGCCAAAGAGACACAGCACAGUGAGCGGGCUGGCUGCUGAUGCUGCAUUCCCGUUGUGUCAGGUACAGCACACUGCAGGCUGCUGAGAUACAUCCCAAAUACACAAACACCUUGUGCCAUUUCAAACCUGGUAAUAUGUGAAUAAUUAAAAGUGCAGAUCAAAGUCAGCAGUCAAAAUGGAUAUUUAAAAGUCCCAAUAUCUGACACUUUGAAAUUCCAGCCCAGGCUGUAAAGUGUUGGGUGUGUUUCUGAUGUGCGGAGCGGUGCAGGCACAGGUCACGCUGCUGGCUGGGCCCUGCUCCACACAGUGGUUUGUUGAGGGUGCAAAGUGACAGUGAGAGGAUGCACAGAAGUGCCAUUGCAGGGCAUUGUCUUCUCUGCACUGAACAGACUUCAUCUGUUGGUAAGAAGGAAACAUGAAAGCAGCCGAGGCAGUACCAGUGCUGGAGUUAGAAGGCUGGUCACAGUUGCUGAAGGCGCUCAAGGGCUGCGGGUGGCUGGAACCACAAGGUGUGCAAGAGGGACUGGCUGCCAACUUCAGAGCAUUGACAAAGACUCUCUAUGAUUUGAAUAAAGGAAACAACAUCGUGCCUGGGGGUCCUCUAAAAGAGCUGGUGAUCGAAAACUUUGAUGAGGAACAGAUUUGGCAACAACUGGAGCUCCGGAACAGUGCAGUUCUCGAUUUCUUCAGGAAAUCCAUUGCCAGGGAUGCCAAGGAUGAUGAUCUUUGCCUUCUCUCGGACCAGGAAGAGGAUGGCUCUGAUGCAGAGCCCAGCAGUGAGGAGGAAUUGGAAGACAACACAGUGGAAGCAGAAGCUGAACAGAAGGAUGUUUAUACAAAAGAUAUAACUAAAGCUAAAGAAAAGCAAAGUAAACUCAGAGAAAGCAUAAUGCAGAAAUACAGUGAUGAGGAUUCUGAUAUUGACUUUGAUAUUGAAGCACUGGAGCAACAAACUAAAACGGCCAAGGAAACCACAUUGAAAAAAGUGGGAAGAAAAUCUGUAGUGGAUGACAAGUUUUUCAAGCUGGCUGAGAUGGAAGCUUUUUUAGAACAGGCAGAGAAGGAAGAUGAGGAGGAGGAAGAUGAUAUUAAUUAUUUUGAAGACAUUAUCUCAGAUGAUGAGGAAGAAGAGUCAGAAGAUGCUAAAGUCAAACCAAUUAAAAGUUCUAGAGAUAUGACAUACAAAGAUUUCUUUGAUCCAGUUGAUGGUGAUGAUGGUGACUUAGUAGGUAGUGACAUUGAAGAUGGUCAGGAAGAGGAAGCAGACAGUGCAGUUGAAGAGCAAAAUGAAGAAAGCAUGUCUGAGUUUGAGGAUAUGGAUGAAAUGGUGGAGAAUAUGAGAAGUAAAGAAGCAUCUAAAAAAGUUACUUUUAGUUUGCCAGAUGACAGUGACACAGAAGAUGUGACUGAAAUGCAAUUAGAGAAGGGCAUUGAGCCCAGUGAAACAAAGUCAUCUUUUGAGAAGAGGCAGGAGAAGAUGAGCAAGAAAAUCAAAACUUUAGAAGAAGAGUUGUUAGAGGAGAAACCUUGGCAGCUUAAAGGAGAAGUGACUGGACAAAAACGACCUGAGAACAGCCUUCUGGAGGAAACAGUGCUCUUUGACCAUGCAGUCCGAAUGGCACCUGUGAUUACAGAAGAAACUACUUUUCAGCUUGAAGAUGUCAUUAAACAGAGAAUAUUGGAUGAGGCGUGGGAUGAUGUGGUACCAAAAGAAAAACCGAAAGAGGAGGCUUUUGAAUACAAGAAACGUAUCACUUUGGAUCAUGAAAAGAGUAAGCUGAGUCUUGCUGAAAUCUAUGAGCAAGAAUAUGUGAAACUUCACCAGCAAAAGACUGAAGAGGAAGAAAAUCCUGAACACAAAGAAAUUCAGGAAAUGAUGGACUCGCUCUUCCUGAAGCUGGAUGCACUCUGUAACUUCCACUUCACACCCAAACCACCGGUACCAGAAGUUAAAAUAGUUUCCAACCUUCCAGCCAUAAGUAUGGAAGAAGUGGCCCCUGUUGCUGUCAGUGAUGCUGCUCUCUUAGCACCAGAGGAGAUCAAGGAAAAGAACAAAGCUGGAGAUGUAAAAACAAAUGCAGAAAAGACUCCCACGGACAAAAAACGAGAACUAAGAAGGAAAAAGCUCCGCAAACGUAUGAGGCGAAGGGAGAGGGAGAAACGCCAAAAGCUUCUAGAAAAGAUGAAACCAGAGCAAGGCACAAAACUCAGCAAAAAAGCUGCUGCAGCAAAAUUAAAACAGCUCACAAAAGAAGGCAAAGCAUCUCUGCUCAAGGAUGAAGGUAAAGACAAGGCCUUGAAAUCAUCCCAGGCCUUCUUUUCUCAACUGCAAGAUCAAGUAAAAAUGCAAAUCAAAGAUGCAAGCAAAUUAAAGAAGAAACAGAAGAAGGAGAAAACACUCUCUGUUCAUAAAUUGAAGUUGUAAUUUGCCUUUUUAUAUAUGUUGCAUCUUGUAUAUAUUAAAACGUUUCUUUAUCAAUGCUGAAUUUGA
Molecule: messenger RNA, 2546 nt
Organism: Neopelma chrysocephalum (saffron-crested tyrant-manakin)
Lineage: Eukaryota; Metazoa; Chordata; Aves; Passeriformes; Pipridae
Gene: MPHOSPH10
Product: M-phase phosphoprotein 10
Exons: 11
Coding region: 471-2480 (669 amino acids)
Biological process (GO): rRNA processing
Cellular component (GO): small-subunit processome; Mpp10 complex; sno(s)RNA-containing ribonucleoprotein complex
Source: RefSeq, a predicted model, not a curated record